Messenger RNA from Drosophila sechellia, 378 nucleotides. RefSeq lists its product as uncharacterized. The transcript is spliced from 2 exons. Bases 101 to 316 code for a protein of 71 amino acids. Lineage: Eukaryota; Metazoa; Arthropoda; Insecta; Diptera; Drosophilidae. The record is from RefSeq and is a predicted model, not a curated record.
AAUUAAUUAAAUAUACCAAUGGAUACCCAUGGCCAGGUGGUUCUCCAUAAAAGGCCCUGGCCGUUCUGGGCAGUUCAACAGUUUCUAAAACGCCGUCAACAUGAAAUUCUUCAACCUGCUGUUUAGCCUCUGUCUGGCCUUCAUGCUGUGCACCUCGUGGGUGUCGGCUUUCUCCAGUCUUGCCACCCCGGAGCCAACUCCGCCAACUGGUGCUCCCGUCGAUGGUACGACUAGCACGGGUUUCUCUGGCCCCCCGUCGGCUGAAACCACAAAUGCCACGCCAGAAACGUCGACCAUCUAUCCCAUUUACGGAUAGUCAUCAUCGAUUGAUCAAUUAAAAACUAAAUCGCAAAUAUAUUAAAAUACGUGUAAUUUUCA